Messenger RNA from Exophiala xenobiotica, 1429 nucleotides. RefSeq lists its product as uncharacterized. Lineage: Eukaryota; Fungi; Ascomycota; Eurotiomycetes; Chaetothyriales; Herpotrichiellaceae. Bases 238 to 756 code for a protein of 172 amino acids. The record is from RefSeq and is a predicted model, not a curated record. The transcript has 2 exons.
UAAUAAUUGUGACCUUCAUGAUUGUGACAUAUCAAUGAAGGGCAUCGCCACUAUGUGUUCAACCGCUCCAGAAUGCCGACCACAUGGGGUACUGGGAUCAAUGUGAUGGUAGGUGAGUCAUCCAGGGCUAGAGUCUUCCCAUAUAGGUUGGAAUCUUUCAAGCUUCGAUGCUAUAUCUUGUAACGUCCCCAUCGAGAGACGUCCGCUCAGAAGCGAGAUUGAUUACAUUCCAUAAACAUGGCUCUCGACAUACCAAUCCGAAGCUGGACCAAGGACAACUACUUCUUAUCUACAGACUCCUCCCUCAUCCCACUCGACGCUCUCAACGAUAUCUUCGCAUCAGAUGAUUUCCACUGGGGCAGAUCGCUACCGCUCGAGCAUCUGCAGAUGAUCAUACGCAGAUCAUUGUGCUUCGCGCUAUACGACAUCUCAAGUCCUCCAGGUCUGAUUAACCAGUCGCAAGGUUCAGGCGAGCGCAGGCUGAUUGGCUUCGCCAGAUGGAUCACGGAUAUGGUGACGGUCAAUUACCUGACAGAUGUGUAUAUCUUCCCUGAGUACAGAAAUAAGCGGCUUGGAGUGUGGAUCAUGAAAUGCAUUGACGAAGUCUUCAACUCGAUGCCGCAUCUGAGAGGGAUGAUUUUGAUAGCGGAUCGCGGGAGUAGCACCGAGGCGUUUUAUCGGAAGCACUUGAACAUGGUCGAUCUGGAAAGCCCCGGCUUUUGCAUGGAUCGCAAGGGGCGAGGUGCGGCUCAUUGACUUCCUGGAUGGCCGCGGUAGUGGCAGUUGACAAGCUCGCGCCUGCAAGUUGUCAGCAUGGAUAUCGAAGAACACGAUGAGGUUAAUCGAGCAGGCGUCUGAUAUGGUCUCAUAGGUAAAUCGUGGAUUGGAACUCGUUUCAUCCGGGCGCAAAACAGCUGCCGCUCGAAUCGAAGCAGCAUUUGGGCCUCGUAUUGAACAGAGGCCCUCCUGCCACAUGUACUGUCCGCGCUACUGUUUGUCGUCGAAUGGCACCGUAGCGCCAAAUUACACGAUUAUCCGUGGAUACCGUGGUAGAGAACGAACCGGUACACCUAGCAGAAUUGGUCUGUCAGUACGGCAUCUUGGGUGCAGGUUCACCACCGAACAGUCACAUCCGAGGCUGGGACAUUGUGUUUGUCAGAUCUCGACCGACAGUUGCAUGGAAUUGGCCUUGUUCAUCGGCGUCAAAAGAUCACUGUCGUCGAGAGUAAAGGACGUACUGUCGCUCGGUGUCAUGGAGCCGUGGUGGGUGGUGGCUUCGCAACAAAUAUCUAUGACCAUCAAGGGCAUCGUGCGACUCACUGCCUAAGGGCUCAAUCUCCUUUGAGUUCGCCUGUCACUUUCUGCUUGCAGCAAAUCAGUAUCAGCAAGACAGAUUCCUUCAUGACACUAAACAAUCGACAUGGGACAU